This is a messenger RNA of Cucurbita moschata (crookneck pumpkin), 2154 nucleotides long. RefSeq names its product proline iminopeptidase-like. Gene Ontology annotation, molecular function: peptidase activity. The coding region runs from base 487 to 2064 and encodes 525 amino acids. Gene Ontology annotation, biological process: proteolysis. NCBI's taxonomy places the organism in Eukaryota, Viridiplantae, Streptophyta, Magnoliopsida, Cucurbitales, Cucurbitaceae. The record is from RefSeq and is a predicted model, not a curated record. The transcript has 10 exons.
AAGGUUUAUCCAUACCUUGACCCUAUGUGCUCACACACUAGGGUGCAUGAUUAAAUCCCUCGGGUCAUAACGUAGGGUUAGGCACUAGCUUAUUAUUUAUGUUUUUCAAAGUCUAUCCUUAACCUUGUGCUACCAGCACGCGAGUCAACUUGUCCUAUGACGGGCUCGCAGGUAAGUCUUGUGUGUAUGAGGUAACAUGUGCACUAUACACAGACUACCACUAUGAUCACUUGCACCCAUACUAACGGUCUAUCAGGUGCACCCUGGUAGUAUACCAUCUACGACUCCUAACGUCUCCUCAGUAAGUGAGAACUAACCAUUAUUUACCAAAUAGACCUCAGCCAUACUAAGAAAGUUCUCUUACUUACCUUCUUUAAACAAUCCAACUCAGCUUCCUUAAACAAUCCAAACCUUCUUUUCUUGGGUUGGCCAGCUAACCCCUUCAUUUAUUUGUCAACCGACAGAGUUAUUACAGUACCUAUCGCCAUGGUUCACUUCCCUUAUUAUGUACCCUUCCAAUGCCAACUCCACGUAAGCCCCGUACGUAACAAGUGCCUCUGUCCAUUCCUUCUUCACUUCCACUCUUUCCCCUGCCUCUUCCUUUCGUUAGCUCCACUCCCGAACCUUCUCUCCGCUGCCCAUUGCCGGAGCCCGGUCCCUUCGUUGGCAGUCAUGGCCGGAACCAAUCCCCCUAAUGGAGAAUCGCCGCAUGUGCAUGUGGCUGGCACAUGGUACUCCGUGCCGGAGCUUCGUCUCCGGGACCAUUACUUCUCCGUGCCUCUCAGCUACUCUCUAGAUCAGGUUUCUUCUCCCAAGAUCUCCGUUUUUGCCCGGGAAGCUGUUUCAGUGGGGAAAGAGGAGCAACCAAUGCUAUACCUUUUAUACUUACAAGGAGGACCCGGGUUCGAGUGCCCCCGACCAACCGAAGCCAGUGGAUGGAUACAAAAAGCAUGUGAUGAAUUUCGUGUUAUAUUGAUGGAUCAGCGAGGAACAGGAUUAUCAACUCCCUUGACUCCAUCGUCCAUGUCACAAUUUCAAACCGCAGAGGAUUUAGCCAAUUAUUUGAAACAUUUUCGAGCUGAUAACAUAGUUAAUGAUGCUGAAUUUAUUAGGAUUCGUCUUGUUCCUGAUGCUGCUCCUUGGACCAUUUUGGGUCAGAGCUAUGGGGGUUUUUGUGCACUUACGUAUUUGAGCUUUGCACCACAAGGAUUGAAACAAGUCCUCAUAAGUGGUGGGAUCCCUCCAAUUGGGAAUGGAUGCAUGGCAGAUUCUGUAUAUAGAGCAGGCCUUGAACAGGUUCUAAUCCAAAAUGAAAAGUACUACAAGAGAUACCCUCAGGAUGUUGAAUCAGUCCAGGAAGUUGUGAAAUACUUGGAAGAGAAUGGCGGCGGGGUUCCUCUUCCCUCUGGUGGUAUCUUGACACCCAGAGGACUGCAAACUCUUGGUCUUUCUGCUUUGGGGUUCAGCACUGGUUUUGAGCGCUUGCACUAUCUGUUUGAGAGAGCAUGGGAUCCUAUAAUUGUGCCUGGAGCACCGAAACGAAUCAGUUUUUUCUUCCUCAACGAGAUUGAUAACUGGAUACCAUUCGGUUCGAAUCCUCUUUAUGCUCUCUUGAAUGAAUCUGUUUACUGCCAGGGCGCCUCAUCUCGUUGGUCUGCUGAAAGAAUAAGGAAUGAAGUGGGUAGCAAAUUUGAUGCAAAUAAGGCUGUAAAGGAUGGAUUUCCUGUGUAUUUCACUGGAGAGAUGAGCUUCCCGUGGAUGUUUGACGAGAUUCAUGCCUUGAAACCGUUCAAAGACGUGGCUAAUAUAUUGGCUAAUAAGGAGGAUUGGCCUCCUCUAUAUGACAUUGCUGCUCUUAAAAAUAACAAGGUUCCAGUCGCAGCUGCAGUAUAUUACGAAGAUAUGUUUGUCAACUUCAAGCUGACCAUGGAGACAGCUUCCCAAAUAGGAGGAACAAGGCUGUGGAUUACUAAUGAAUUAAUGCAUUCUGGUCUGCGUGAUGCGGGGCCCCAAGUUGUGGAUCAGUUGAUGGGAUUGUUAAAUGGAAAGAGGCCUUUAUUCUAAGGCUUUCUUUUAUCUUUCUUUGUGUUUGAUUGAGUUCUUGUUUAAUAUUGAUUUUAAACAGAAUAAAAGUAUUAUUGUUGUUGUUGUUAA